AUGCAGAGAGAUCCAAGACAAGACCGCUCCAUGACUUCAAUCACCACAGCUGAAAGACGUCUGUCGACCGUGAAUCCACCCAACGAAAUUUCUCCGGAAGCAAGAUUUGGUCAUGACACCACCUUCAACUCACGCAGUGCCAUCGGCGGCAUAGUUAGACCUAUUACAGUUCGUCCUGGAUGCGUAAUUGGAUCUAACGUACAUGUCAAAGCAAAUGUCUACCUUAACGACAAGGUAGAACUCGGCAAUCACACGAAAGUUGAGGAGAACGUGAGGAUUGAAACAUCGGUUCUCAUUGGUCAAGAAGUGACGAUUGGCGAAUCAACUUCUAUAGGUAAACAUUCAAAGAUUUAUCCUGGAGUGGAGAUUGGAGCAAAUUGUAUUAUUGGAGCCAAGGUCUACAUCGAAGCUGGCGUAGUCAUAGAGGAUGGAGUACAAAUUGGAGAUGGAACAGGAAUUGGCAGAGGUUCGCGGAUUUUAAAUACAGCGACGAUCGGUCGAGGAGUUUUGAUUAAGGGGGGCGUUAAAGUUGGAGAACAUGCAAUAAUUGGACAUAAAGCUUCCAUACUCAAUAAUGCUGAUGUGAAGACAAGAGUACAGAUAGGUAAAGGGGUCAUCAUUCAAGAGGGUAUGUUAGUCCGUGCGAAUAUCCCUGAUGUUCGGGGUCCAAAUUAG
Botrytis deweyae is the source of this 675-nucleotide messenger RNA. RefSeq lists its product as uncharacterized. The transcript has 2 exons. Gene Ontology annotation, molecular function: transferase activity. Lineage: Eukaryota; Fungi; Ascomycota; Leotiomycetes; Helotiales; Sclerotiniaceae. The record is from RefSeq and is a predicted model, not a curated record. Bases 1 to 675 code for a protein of 224 amino acids.